Molecule: messenger RNA, 468 nt
Organism: Oncorhynchus kisutch (coho salmon)
Lineage: Eukaryota; Metazoa; Chordata; Actinopteri; Salmoniformes; Salmonidae
Product: transmembrane protein 114
Exons: 3
Coding region: 100-468 (122 amino acids)
Cellular component (GO): apical plasma membrane
Source: RefSeq, a predicted model, not a curated record
CAUGCUCUGUACACCUCUUUCUUUCUCGCUCUGAUUUGCCUCACCAGGUCUAUCACUCUCUCUGUUUCUCUCUCUCCUCUCUCCUCUCCUCUUCUCGGUAUGGUGAGGAUGACUCUGGGAGCUCUGGCACUGUUUGUAGCUGUGUGUGGAGUGUCCAGUUUUGUGUUGCUGGGGGUGGCUAUAGGGACAGACUACUGGUACCUGAUAGAUGUCGCUCAGAGGGAAAACAUCUCCAACCUCUCUCUCAACUCACACUCAGGACUAUGGAGGACCUGCAACUCCCAGAAGCUCUGUCAGCCAUUCGUCAACCCGUUUGAAGGCGGACAAAACCUCACAGACUCUUACAGACAACUUUUAAAUAUGCACGGGACAUUCAUGGUGUUGCUUCCUCUCAGCAUGAUCAUCAUGGUUGUCGGAGGACUGAUGGGUUCAUCGGCCUGCUGGCCAGAGCUUACCUACUACUGCUGA